Cyprinus carpio (common carp) is the source of this 928-nucleotide messenger RNA. RefSeq lists its product as uncharacterized. NCBI's taxonomy places the organism in Eukaryota, Metazoa, Chordata, Actinopteri, Cypriniformes, Cyprinidae. The record is from RefSeq and is a predicted model, not a curated record.
CCUUUAGAUGUCGCCAAAAUAAUUACUCAACCAACACAUUAUAUUUUAAAGUUAGAAUAAAUUCUCUCUCAUUAAACCUGUUACAAUCGGUUUUAUAUAGUUAUUUUAGGUGUUAGAACUGAAGUUGAACAUAAAGCGUCACCUAUAAUUUCAUAACACAAAGCAUUCUAAUCAGAGAGGACAGAACUUCGCUGCUGUCUUGCAAAUUCAUCUGUGAGCAGUAAAGUUACCGGGAAUGAGAGCAGGUUUGCAUAUGACCGCCGCUCAUACACACUCAGAUACACCCAGUGUGUUCCCUGAGCAGGGAAUAAGUGCUGUUUCUACCAACUGCGCGUUUAAUUAGCACAUUCCUCCUGCACUUGAAGUCGAUGUGCGCCGCUGGGCACGACAACACUCACUAAAGUGCUUGACUUCACCCCUGUCAGAGGAAGACACGAUGGGAUGCGCUUCUAGCACUCAGACCACAGCUCAAGACACAACACGACCGAACACCAAACAAGAUGGGAGCACAUCAGGAACAAAUAAUGAAAACGGUGGUCCUGCAGCAGACAGCAAGACAGUUCCAGACCAAACCCAGGCCGCGGAAUCUCCACAGACAUCCAGUGGAGCUCCUGUUGCCUCUGAGGAAAUACAGAGCUCUGCGGCUGCUGUAGCUCACAGUGAACCAGAAGCAGCUGCUGCUGAGGCCAUUACAUCUGACCAGCCUGCUGAACCAGAAUCAAACCCCUCCACAACAGCUGACAGUACCGAAGAACCAGCACCAAGCGAAAACACAACUGAGGCCCAGGCUGAAUCUUCCCCACCAGAGGAAGCACCUGCCUCUGGUGAAGACAGUUAAGUGUGCAUCAUUUGGCACAGUUACUACAGAAUCCAGAUUCAACCACCUAUUUUCAAUAAAAUCAAGAUUCAUACGAAUUGUUUAAAAAUA